GGAGCACUGCGUACCGGCACCGUGCCCUCAUUCUCUCCUCCCCUCUCCCUGCCAGGUUUGCAUGUUGUCGCCAUCGCCUUCGCCUUGGAGGUGUCGGUGGGGAAGACCAAUACUGUGAUGGCUCUGAAUAACUCCGACGUCCUGCUGCCCUGCAUCUUCUCCACCUGCAUAGGCUUUCAGGACCUGGUUUUCACGUGGUAUUUCAACUCGACGGAGCUGAUUUACCACGGCAAGAUAAAGAGCAAAGCCUCGGAGCCCUUCCUUGUGGGGCGCAACCCGCGGGUCGAGUUUGUUGGCUCGACAACCGGGAAGGAAAACAACAUCUCCAUUGUCCUGAAGAAUGUGGAGUUCAGCGAUGCUGGGAAAUACACCUGCCAUGUCAAGAACCCCAAGGAGAAGAACGCGCAGCACAACGCCACCAUCUUCCUCACAGUGGUCCAGAAGAUGGUGGAGACAGACAACACUGUGACGCUCAUCAUCGUGGGCGUUGUGGGGGGGCUCAUCGGCCUCCUCAUCCUCUUCAUGCUCAUCAAGAGGGUUGUCCUGUUCAUCAUCAAGAAGACGCAGGAUGGGAAGUGA
Apaloderma vittatum (bar-tailed trogon) is the source of this 579-nucleotide messenger RNA. RefSeq names its product sodium channel, voltage-gated, type IV, beta subunit (gene SCN4B). Gene Ontology annotation, biological process: cardiac muscle cell action potential involved in contraction; regulation of sodium ion transmembrane transporter activity; regulation of ventricular cardiac muscle cell membrane repolarization. Lineage: Eukaryota; Metazoa; Chordata; Aves; Trogoniformes; Trogonidae. The annotation marks the transcript as partial. The transcript is spliced from 3 exons. The record is from RefSeq and is a predicted model, not a curated record. Gene Ontology annotation, molecular function: transmembrane transporter binding; sodium channel regulator activity. Gene Ontology annotation, cellular component: membrane; voltage-gated sodium channel complex.